CUUCAGUGUCCGGGGCACAACCGUCUAUGUCUGUCUCCUUGUGGACACAGCAGAGCCACUGUACAUAUAACCCUCCCCAUCCGCCCCACUUGCCCUGAAUGAAGCCCACUGACUGCCCAAGGGACAAAUAGAGAGGGAGAGGACAUCUGCCUCCUCUGCCUUAGCUUCCCAAGGGUCCCCUGGCUCUGCAACGGGUCCUGGGGAGAGGGAGAGAGAGGAGAGAUAAAGGGUUAAACCUAGGGCGUCAGAGGAGAGAGACUAAGAGCUCUCAGCUUCCUAGCUGCUCUCCUCUGAUGCACAAGUUCACCAGAAGAAACCCAGAGGGAAUUCACAUAGUCCCAGAACCACAUUUAUUGGGCCUUCUCUGAGGAAGUAAGAGAAAUAUUCUUCAAACCACAGCUCCUAAUGGGUGGGGGGUGGGUGCACCCAGAGACCAGAGCACACAAGGAAAAAAGCCGUGGAUAAAGCUGGACCCAAGCAGACUUCAGAAGGUCCUUGCAUCCCUCCUGAGCUCCAGGAUCCCUCGAAGGAGGUAGAUGGUCUGGGAAGGAACGAACAGAACCGAAGGUCACCAUCCCAUCUGUCCUGCCUUCCUCAAGAGCCCUGUAGGCUCCCUGCUGCAAGCCUUGACUUUUUACAACCAUCAAGCCUCCUGUCCAUCCUGCAGCUUUCCUGGAAAGUCAAAGGCUACUCUUUGGAGAUACAGAAUUAGAGGAAGAUGACUUUUUUUUCUCUCCUAAAAGUGCUGAUGUUUCUUUUUAACAGCAUCAUAUUUUUUGGGGGAUUAGGACUACUGGGCAUUGGUUUGUGCUUGAAAAUAGAUGGAAGUGCCCUUACUGAUUUUCUGGGGGCUUCCGUCUCAUCAUUCACUCAACUGAUGGUUAUCAGAUAUCUCUGCAUUAUCAUUGGAAGCAUCCUCUCGUUCCUUGGAUUCUUGGGCUGCUGGGGAGCUGUAAGGGAAAACAAGAGCUUGCUGUUGCUGUUCUUCGUCAUCAUAUUGAUCAUCUUCCUGGUCAAGAUAGCAAGUGCUAUUAUCAUCCUGGCCUUCUCCUCAAUUGCAAACCUGCUGUUCGCACAUAUUAAUUCCCGGGCAGUCAGCUCGCUACAGGAGGACUAUGGCAAGCAUGAAGAAAUCACAAAGAUGUGGAAUAACACCAUGCAAGAGCUGAAUUGCUGUGGAUUUAACAACUAUACUGACUUCAAUGGCUCCAAAUACCAGGAUCAAAAUGGUGGCUUUUAUCCUGUCUUUUGCUGCAAAGGAAAUUUUCUUUGCCGGGAGCCUGACAUUGCUGAUGACAAGAAGGGAUGCUUGUAUAAACUGAAGAGAUCCCUGCAAAAGAACAAAAAGUUGAUUGGAGGUGUUGGUUUGGGAAUUUUAAUCUUUGAGGUGGCAGCCAUGGUGAUCUCCAUGAUCCUAUUUUUCAAAAUUGAUGAUCUUUCAUAUGACUGAGAUCUCUGCUGGUACUGCCUCCCUCCCUGCUGUGAGAACCUCACACAUCUAAGCGAUGAUAUUUACUGCAUGAAAAAUGCUACUUUGUAUUAAUAAAUAAUGCUAUGUAUUCAGCUUAGAGCAGCAAAGCCUCACGGGCUGAAGAAUGGGUACCAUGCAUUUCUUUUCACCAGAUAAUGGACAUUGAUGGAAUCUGAUGUCCAUUCUCUAUGACUGGAAAAUUGUAAGAGUUUUCUUUUACUAAAAGUUAUUAACAUCAUUUAAACAUCAUCUUCUUAAAAACACACACGCACAGUAUAAUGGAGCUAUCUCAAACAUUCUCUUGGACUGGAAAGUGUUCUUGUGUGCCUUUUCUUUGGACUUCUGGAAAGUUCAAAGUCUAGUAAAGGAAUAUCAGUGGGUGCUGACCGGCAUCUUCUGGGUGUAAUGAAUGGGCUUAAUUUCUA
Molecule: messenger RNA, 1896 nt
Organism: Monodelphis domestica (gray short-tailed opossum)
Lineage: Eukaryota; Metazoa; Chordata; Mammalia; Didelphimorphia; Didelphidae
Gene: TSPAN16
Product: tetraspanin 16
Cellular component (GO): plasma membrane
Source: RefSeq, a predicted model, not a curated record